AUGCCCGCGUGGGACUCUUGCAUGCUCGAAAGUGCCCCUCGGCGCGCUCGGCGUUCGUUGCGAUCACAUUCCAUCCUUGAUAGGCAGCUCUCUUCCUCGAGCGCUCAGUGCAGCGUACGUCUGGAAGCCGUGUGCACUGUCUUGCGGACGCAACCAAGCACACUGUCGGACAGCAAUGCCUCCGAUCGACUGCUUGAAUGGUAUGUAAUUGCGGAUUUGUUCGUCUUGGAUUUGACUCCACCCUGGUGGCAAGGCCUCGUGACUUCAGCUAAUUUGGAGUCGAGCUUACUGAUCCCUACCGAGCUUUUCCUUGCGCCUACUGAGUCCGAAGGCAAGGCAGUGGAGAUCAGGAGCUACAUCGACCGCGUCAAAGAAUUGCGAUACUAUCUCCAUACUGUAGUCGUAGUUGACGUUACGUUCGGCGUCAAGGAGCUCAAGGUUUCGGAGGCUGAUAUGCAGCUUUUCUUCGACAAAGCUGGAAGCCCAAUUCUUCUUGCUCCAAAGUUCAGUGUUGAUGAUGCCGCAAAUGCCGAUUUUGACGCAAAUGAGCGUAGUGCACAACAGCUGUUUGGAAAAUAUUUGAGCAACUGGAUUGCUGCCGAUACAAACGAGGAAAGCAAUGUGGAUGGGUUUUGCGCUCAAGCAACAUCUCCGGGGAUGAAGCGAGGUUGUUGGUAUGUUCUUGUCAACCCGCUUUCCGCAGUUACAAUUCAAUAA
Molecule: messenger RNA, 717 nt
Organism: Selaginella moellendorffii
Lineage: Eukaryota; Viridiplantae; Streptophyta; Lycopodiopsida; Selaginellales; Selaginellaceae
Exons: 8
Coding region: 1-717 (238 amino acids)
Source: RefSeq, a predicted model, not a curated record